GCGCUUCGCCGGGCGCCGGCCGGGGCCGAAGCGGUUUUAAGUGUGGCCGCUUAACCCGAGCUAUGCAAACUGCGGGCUCGGGGGCGCGCCUGCCGCUGGCAAUGCUGCUGCUGCUUUCGGCCGGGGCCCGGGUGGCUGCCGCCGCCGUGCCCCCAGCCCCGCCGCUCUUCAACGUGAGCCUGGACACGGCCCCCGAGCUGCGCUGGCUGCCGGCGUUGCAGCACUUCGACCUGGACUUCGUGCGUGCCACGAUGGCCCACAUCCUCGGGGAUUCGGUCCCCAAGUGGGUCCACGCAGUAAUGCGAAAGGCGGUCAGGGAGCUGGAAGGCUCCCUGCCCCAGCCCUUCACCGACGAGAUCCGCGGCAUGUGCGACGUCCUCAACUUCAGCCUGGCCGACUGCCUCCUCAUUAACCUGGCCUACGAGUUCACCGCAUUCUGCACAAGUAUUGUGGCUCAAGACUCCAAAGGCCACAUUUACCAUGGCCGGAAUCUGGAUUAUCCGUUUGGAGAUUUCUUACGCAAGAUGACCAUGAAUGUGCAGUUCGUAAAGAAUGGGCAGAUUGCAUUCACAGGAACCACUUUCAUUGGCUAUGUGGGAUUAUGGACUGGUCAGAGUCCACACAAGUUUACAAUUUCUGGCGACGAACGAGAUAAAGGCUGGUGGUGGGAGAAUGUGAUCGCUGCCUUUUUUCAGAAACACUCUCCGAUCAGCUGGCUUAUCCGCACUACUCUGAGCGAAUCAGAAAACUUUGAAGCCGCUGUUUACAAAUUGUCCACAACUCCCCUUAUUGCUGAUGUGUAUUAUAUUGUUGGUGGCACAUCCCCCCGGGAAGGAGUGGUCAUUACAAGGAACAGAAAUGGCCCGGUGGACAUUUGGCCUCUGGAUCCUUUAAGUGGAGCGUGGUUCCGAGUUGAGACAAAUUACGACCACUGGAAGCCCGCACCUAAGGAAGAUGACCGAAGAACACCUGCCAUCAAAGCCCUUAAUGCCACAGGCCAAGCAAACCUCACCCUGGAGGCCCUCUUCCAGGUUUUGUCCGUGUUUCCAGUUUAUAACAAUGACACGGUUUAUACUACAGUAAUGAGCGCUGCCAACCCAGAAAAGUACAUGACGAAGAUCAGAAACCUGGGUUAAAAGGAAGUAAGCAGGAGAGUGAAUUCACCUGCUAUAAAAGGUGAUUUUUAAAAAAUGGAGUUCUUGAAGACCUGCACUUUAAAAAAUAAAACAAAGUAAAAGAUCUGUUUUAUUUUAUGAACAA
Pteronotus mesoamericanus is the source of this 1260-nucleotide messenger RNA. It is a transcript of the gene NAAA, whose product is annotated as N-acylethanolamine acid amidase. The transcript is spliced from 11 exons. Gene Ontology annotation, cellular component: lysosome. The record is from RefSeq and is a predicted model, not a curated record. Gene Ontology annotation, molecular function: fatty acid amide hydrolase activity. The coding region runs from base 63 to 1136 and encodes 357 amino acids. Gene Ontology annotation, biological process: fatty acid metabolic process. Lineage: Eukaryota; Metazoa; Chordata; Mammalia; Chiroptera; Mormoopidae.